This is a messenger RNA of Clunio marinus, 384 nucleotides long. NCBI's taxonomy places the organism in Eukaryota, Metazoa, Arthropoda, Insecta, Diptera, Chironomidae. The record is from the annotation of a GenBank genome assembly.
AUAAAUCAUGUGAAAAUUGAUUCAGCGAUUUUUCGUUUGCACACGAAUGCAACAGUCAUUUUACUCGUCACAUUCUCUAUUGCUGUUACAACGCGACAGUAUGUAGGAAACCCAAUCGAUUGUGUUCAUACAAGAGACAUACCGGAAGAUGUUCUAAAUACUUAUUGUUGGAUACAUUCCACAUAUACUGUAGUCGAUGCAUUUAUGAAGAAGCAAGGUCAAGAAGUUCCGUUUCCCGGUGUCGACAACUCUCAGAGUCGUGGGCAAUUAACGAUAAAGCACACAAAAUAUUAUCAGUGGGUGGCGUUUACAUUAUUUUUUCAAAACGUAGGAAGUUUUGUGACCAAUGUCACAAAUGUUAAAGGAAAAUUCUUUAAUACUUAA